Messenger RNA from Rotaria sp. Silwood1, 441 nucleotides. The record is from the annotation of a GenBank genome assembly. NCBI's taxonomy places the organism in Eukaryota, Metazoa, Rotifera, Eurotatoria, Philodinida, Philodinidae.
AUGUGGGUGCAAAGUGCAUUUGUUGCAUCAACAAGUCCAAUAUUAACAAAAUUCUAUUUACUUGUUAUUUAUCAACGUACAACACAAGAACUUAUGGAUGGUUUAGCUGUUUCUAUGAAAGAUGCAUUAAAAGAGUAUUAUCAAAAUAAUUAUUGUUUACCAGAAAAGAGACGUUGGUGGUAUGUAGAUGAAUUACGUUUAAAAAAACUAGAUCGUUUAUUAACUAUGAAAGAAGAAUAUCGAUAUGAACAUGAAUUAUAUAUUAGUCCAGAAGGUAUUAAUAAACCAUGGACAAAUAUUUUUAAACGACGUUAUAAUCAAUUUCAAGAACAUCAAGAAACAAAUCGUCUUAGAAAAAUCGUUGCUAAGGUUUUAAAAAGAUAUCCACAUUUACGUGAUGAUGAAGAACGUCUUUUGGAAGAAUAUUUAAAAACGUUAUGA